This is a messenger RNA of Anthonomus grandis grandis, 9346 nucleotides long. RefSeq names its product fibrillin-2-like. Gene Ontology annotation, molecular function: calcium ion binding. The transcript has 47 exons. The coding region runs from base 267 to 8900 and encodes 2877 amino acids. Lineage: Eukaryota; Metazoa; Arthropoda; Insecta; Coleoptera; Curculionidae. The record is from RefSeq and is a predicted model, not a curated record.
CAGAGCAGCACAGUCAAACGGCUGACGCUGUCCGAUCUGGUUGGUUGGUCGCGUGUGCCUUACUGAUCUUUAAACAUCCUCUAAAUCACUCGCCCACGAUCAUUUUUUUUUCCUAUUGAUAUUUCAUACAUUUUUAUUAUCGUGUGUUAUCCUGCGGAAGAAGGACUCCAUGUUGACGUGGUUUUGUUGGUGCGAUUAGGGUUUGGCGCGGGACGCGCGCGUUUUUUGAAUUUUCGACACCCUUGAGGUUCUGUUUGAAAAGACUGAUGGUGUUUGGUCAAAAGAAAAAUAUGCCCCUUAACGGGCCGAAAGAUCAUCUUCGACGAGGAGCUGCGUGUCUUAUCCUAAUUUACCUAAUUAGUUUAAGUGCAGCCGAGCCCAUAGGCAAUAAUAGAUACAGAAGUAAUUUUAGAGAGGAGCAGGAUCAUCAUCAGAGCACUAAUAGUCUAUCGCCCGGAGGACCGAAUGUAUGCCGAAGUAGAGGAAGAUCCUACUGUUGUCCAGGAUGGCAGAGACAUGCUACUUUAGGACUAUGCAUCAUACCCAUGUGCGCAAGAACCUGCAGCCCAGGACAAUGCGUAUCUCCAAAUGUCUGUAUGUGCGAAGGAGGACAAAGAUCUGCAAGCUGUCAAAAUUAUAAACAAAAUUUUCAAGGAGAAGGAAGACCGUGUCGUGCGAUCUGCAUGAAUGGUGGUACUUGCGUAGAUGGACAGUGCAGCUGUGUAGCAGGCUAUACAGGAGAAUUUUGCACAGAACCAAUUUGUGAGGAACCAUGUAAAAACGGUGGAAGAUGUAUUGGUCCGGAUAGGUGUGCUUGCCUCUACGGAUUUGCUGGGAACCAUUGUGAAGUAGAUUACAGGACAGGUCCUUGCUACACUGGGAUAAGAGGUCCAUUAUGCGUCAACCAAUUGGAAGGAGUUGUUUGCACAAAAACUCUUUGUUGUGCUACUGUAGGGAAAGCAUGGGGCCAUCCGUGUGAACACUGCCCCUCAAAACUCGAAUGUGAUACUGGAUUUUUAAAAAACCAGAAAACGGGCGAGUGUGUCGACAUCAACGAGUGCGAAGCCAUUCCUCAUCUCUGCUCGGGAGGACAAUGUAUGAACAGUGUAGGGUCGUUCACGUGUGAAUGUCCAGCAGGCCAAGCACGGAACCCACAAACUAACCGUUGUGACGAUCGAAAUGAAUGUGAAGACGAAGGGGUGUGCGAAAAUGGCGGGUGUGUUAACACCCCUGGGGGAUUCUUUUGUCUUUGCAAUCCUGGAUUCAUCCAGAGUCAAGAUAAAAAAUAUUGCAUUGAUGGAAGGCAAGGACUCUGCUACACACACAGAUCCCAAUCAGGCUACUGCAGAGACGAAUUACUAUACAGACUAUCAAAGAAAGACUGCUGCUGCGGACAACACAUCGGUCAAGGAUGGGGGGAUAGCUGUGAUGCCUGUCCUGACUAUGGAAGCGAUGACCAUCGAAAACUAUGCUCCACCACUCAAAUUUAUCACUUCGGCGAUGGAGGGAAAGAGUCGAAUCUUAGCAGUUGGGACAGCAGACGUCCAGAGCAAAAAACGAAGUUGCUUACUACUUUGGUGGACGAAUGCAUGUUACGCCCCACUAUUUGUGGACACGGAAAGUGCGUCGAUCAACCAGAAGGAUACGACUGCAUUUGUGACCCUGGAUAUCGGAAAGGAAAAUCACAAGUGUGUGAAGAUAUCAACGAAUGCAACGAAGGAAAAUGCUUGAACGGACGAUGCAUCAAUACUCCAGGAGGUUUCAACUGUAUUUGCCCCCCAGGUUUUGACGUAUCUCCAGAUGGCACUAUGUGCACCGAUCACAAUGAAUGCGCGGAAAUUGGCAUGUGCACCAACGGUAUUUGCAUUAACAUGGAUGGGAGUUUUAAGUGCCAAUGUAAGCCAGGAUUCAAGCUCAGUUCCACUGGAUUUGCUUGUAUUGACAUCGACGAAUGUUAUGAAAAUCCAAGGAUAUGCUUGAAUGGAAGAUGCGAAAAUGCUCCUGGAUCAUACACGUGCCAGUGUCUUCCAGGAUUUGUGGAGUCCAGUGACAGAACCUUUUGCAGUGAUAUGGACGAAUGUGCUGCCACUGGAAUGUGCGACCAUGGCAAAUGCAUAAAUAUGGAAGGUUCGUUCAGAUGCGUAUGUGAUUCUGGCUACAGAUUAGGCUCCGAUGGACGUCACUGUUUUGAUAUAGACGAAUGCAUAAGCAACCCUUGUCAAUUUGGCACUUGUUUUAACACCCCCGGCAGUUUUCGAUGCGAGUGCCAUUCUGGAUUCAGUUUGGGUUCCGAUGGGAGAUCUUGCUUGGAUACCAGGAGAGAUUUGUGUUAUCAGGAAUACAGGGAUGGCCAAUGCAUCAAUCCUUCUACAACUGCGGUGACAAAGUCCAGUUGCUGUUGUUGCACCAUUAUAACUGGCAAACCAAUGGCGUGGGGGCAAACUUGUCAACCCUGCCCCAUGCCUGGCACUACCGAUUUUGAAUUGCUUUGUCCACAUGGUCCUGGUUCAACUUUUGAUGGAAACGAUAUAAAUGAAUGUGCGCAGAAUCCGAACAUUUGUCAAAACGGCGCGUGCGAAAAUUUAAUAGGGACUUAUCGGUGCAUUUGUAAUCCGGGGUAUGAAGUUGAUGAGACUGGGAAAAUAUGCACUGAUAUAAACGAGUGCGAAUUGGAAGAUGUGAUGUGUGGUGGUGGCCAGUGCAAAAACACUCCUGGAAGUUUUCAAUGCAUAUGUCCCUCUGGCACACAGUUAAAUCCACAAAACAUCAUGUGCGAAGACGUGGAUGAAUGCAAGGAAUUGGGACCUGAGGCCUGUUUUAAUGGGGAAUGCGUGAAUACCCUGGGAUCCUACAAAUGCGAAUGCGAUCCUGGGUCUGUACUAGAUAAUACUGGAAGAAUUUGUAUCGACAACAGAAAAGGUUCCUGCUGGACCAAACUGAACCACGGCAGGUGCGAAAACAACUUACCGCAACUGAGCAAACGCACAGAAUGCUGCUGUUCCAUUGGAGUAGCAUGGGGCUCGCCUUGCGAGCGUUGUACUAGGAACGAGUGCGAGUGCCCACGAGGAUACACAAAAGCAGACGGAAAGUCUUGCAGCGACAUUAACGAAUGUGACUUAAAUCCUGAUAUAUGUAGGGGAGGAGGAACUUGUGUCAAUACCGAUGGAAGUUUUACUUGUACCUGUCCACCUGGGCUUACUUUAGAUGACACAAGGACUCAGUGUUUGGAUCUUCGAGAAGAGCAAUGCUAUACAAAAUAUGUUCAUGGGAAAUGCAACAAUGCUAUUGAAGGUCUGUUUCAUAAGGACCUAUGCUGUUGUUCGUCUAUUGGCAAAGCAUGGGGGACAAAAUGUGAAGCUUGUCCCAGAAAUGGAACUGCCGCUUAUGUUGAACUAUGUCCUAAGGGUGUGGGCUAUUUGGAAAGAAAAGACAUUAACGAAUGCACAGAGUUCCCUGGCAUGUGCAGAAACGGCAGGUGCAAAAACACUAUCGGAGGCUACCAUUGCAAAUGCAACAAAGGGUACGCCUAUGAUGAUAAUAAAAUCCAAUGUAUAGACAUUGACGAAUGUAGCAUCACGACCACUAGUAUAUGUGGCAACGGAAUAUGCAAAAAUAUACCGGGUGACUUUUAUUGUGACUGUAAUGAAGGUUAUAGGACGCAGCCUCCAAUGCAAACUUGUAUGGAUAUCAAUGAAUGUGAAGAAAUUCCUGGUUUAUGUAGAGGUGGUAAAUGUGUUAACACAGAUGGUUCAUACAGAUGUGAGUGUCCUCCAGGUCACGAAUUAGCUCCAGACAAAGAAUCUUGUAAGGAUAUCGAUGAGUGUUCCAGAACCAGCGGUAUUUGUUCGAAUGGCGUGUGCGAAAACAUGAUGGGAACUUAUCAGUGUAUUUGUAAUGAAGGGUAUCAACAAACUGGAUUAAAAUCUCACUGUGAAGAUAUUGACGAGUGCGAUUUUGAACCGUGCGAUGAUCUCUGCGUCAACACUCCUGGAAGUUACCACUGCUCUUGCGGAACUGGUUAUCAAUUGAAUUUGGACGGCAAAAGUUGCUCAGACAUUGACGAAUGUAAAGAAAACCCAAGGAUAUGUAACGGAGGCAAAUGCACCAAUACUGUUGGCAGUUACAUUUGCCAUUGCACUGAAGGGUUGCUAGCUGGACCAUCUGGGACUUCUUGUUUGGAUAUUGACGAAUGCAAACAAAACCCAAAUAUUUGCGGUGCAGGGGAGUGCCAUAAUACAUUGGGUUCAUUCCAAUGCAGAUGCGAAGACGGGUACUCGGUUAAACCUGACGGUGGUCCACAGUGCACUGAUGAUGAUGAGUGCUACUUGGGAACUUAUAACUGUGACGAAAAUGCCGAUUGUAUCAAUAACGCUGGAUCAUAUCAAUGCCGUUGCCUGGAUGGUUUUACCGGAAAUGGCAUAAAUUGCCGGGAUAUUAACGAGUGUCUCACGAAUAAUGGUGGUUGCGACCAAAACGCCCAAUGUAUUAAUAAUGAUGGUUCGUUCCGGUGUGAAUGUGAUUCAGGCUUCAAGGGUGAUGGGUAUUCUUGCGUUGACAUCGACGAAUGCACCAACGACCCGAGCUUAUGCGAAAACGGACAAUGUCUAAAUUAUCCUGGAUCGUUUAGGUGCGAAUGUGAGAUGGGAUUUAUGCAUCCUAGUGAAGGAAAUGACCAAUCUUGUGUAGAUAUCGACGAAUGCGAAAUGUUCAACAACCUCUGCGUAUUCGGUACAUGCGAGAACACUUUAGGAAUGUUCAGGUGUGAAUGCCAUGAGGGAUACAAAUUAGACGGCUCCGGAGGAAAUUGCACCGACAUCGACGAAUGUGAGAGUCCACAGUCUUGUUUAUAUGGAGAAUGUAGCAAUUUAGAGGGCAGCUUCAAAUGUCUUUGUCCUGAAAAUUAUGAGCUAGUCUCCGAAGGAAAUGCUUGCAUCGACCGUAGAACUUCGAGGUGUUUCCUUCAAGUGGAGAGUCCAGGCAGAUGUGAGGAACCUACAGCCGAUUAUGUCACUAAAGCUUCUUGUUGCUGUUCAGUGGGUCGAGCAUGGGGACCAAAAUGCGAACUUUGUCCUAAUCCGAAUAGUGUUGAGUAUCAACAACUUUGUCCUGGUGGUCCUGGUUAUAAACCCAAUGAUAUUACUGUGGUCCUGGAAGACAUAAACGAAUGCGAGGAACACGAGAACAUCUGCGAGAACGGGCAUUGCACCAACACCUUCGGGAGUUUCAUGUGUUCCUGCAACGAGGGAUUCCGACUGGAUGAAGCCGGGUAUACGUGUGUUGAUAUAAACGAAUGCGCUGAGAACGUACUCAUAUGUUCGAUCGGACAGUGUGUUAACGAACCAGGCAAAUAUUAUUGCCAGUGUCCCGAGGGAUACAUGCCUCUGCCUGGAAGAAGAGAAUGUGUUGACAUGCGAAAAGACAUCUGCUAUCUAAACUAUAGCCGAUGGCAAUGUGCAACCCCAAUGACACAAAACCAAACGAAAAAAGUGUGUUGCUGUUCCAUGGGUCAAGCGUGGGGGCAACCAUGUGAACCUUGUCCCAUUCAAGGCACCAAUGAGCAUAAGGCACUUUGCGGUAAAACCCCCGGGUUUGUCGUUAAUCCAAUGACAAAUAAAUCGAUAGAGAUUAAUGAAUGUGAGCUGAUGCCGAAUAUGUGUAAUCAUGGACAGUGCAUGAACACCCCAGGAAGUUUCGAGUGUAUGUGCAACCGCGGUUACAUUUACGACACGGAGUCGCAUCAGUGCAUCGACGACAAUGAAUGUAAUAAAAAUCCAUGCUCUGGAAAUGCUCAAUGUAUCAAUUUGCCUGGAAGUUUUGAAUGUCAGUGUCCCGAGGGAUAUAAGCACGGGGCAUCAUUUUUAGAUUGCGUUGACGUUAAUGAAUGCGUAGAGAAACCCCACGUAUGUCAGAGUGGUGAAUGCAAGAAUCUCCAGGGUAGUUUUCAAUGCAUUUGCGCAACUGGUUAUAGAUUGACUUCUUCUAGGGACACCUGUGUUGAUAUUGACGAAUGUGUGCGACAUCCGAACAUAUGCAACAACGGCAGCUGCAUAAACACGUUGGGCACCUACAAGUGCCACUGCAACGCCGGAUUUAAGCUGAGUCAGAACAACGACUGCGUGGACAUCGACGAGUGCCACAUGAUGCCAUUUUUAUGCAGAAACGGCAGGUGCCGUAAUAAUCUCGGAUCGUUUAGCUGCGAAUGCGCAUCUGGAUAUACUUUGUCUGUAGAUGGACAUAAUUGCAGGGAUAUUGAUGAAUGUCAUGAGGUUCCUGGAACAUGUCCUCCUCCAGGCAAAUGCACAAACGUAAUGGGUUCCUUUAUCUGCACCUGUCCAGAAGGAUAUGAAUUAGACAGCAACACCGGACUAUGUGAGGAUAUGGAUGAAUGCGCAAUAAACCCCUCAAUAUGUGAAAAUGGCCAGUGUGUUAACACUGAUGGUGGUGCAUUCUGCACGUGUCCUGAGGGGUAUAUUCUAGAACAGAGCUCAAUGAAAUGCGUGGACGUUAGACAAGAUCAGUGUUAUGAUUCGUUCGUAAGAGGACAAUGUUCGGAACCAAGAGGGAUGCAAAUAACAGCGAAAGAGUGUUGUUGCUCCAAAGGGGCUGCGUGGGGAAAAUAUUGUGAAAGGUGUCCACUGGAAGGUUCAUCGGAUUUCUUAAAAAUGUGUCCCGAAGGUCCAGGUCGUAUGGAUUCGGGUAGCGACCUCAACGAAUGCGAACUAAUGCCGAACGUAUGUGAAGGAGGCGAAUGCGUCAACACCGACGGGUCCUUCCGCUGCGACUGCGCAAACGGUUACACUUUAGACGAAACGGGAAAGAAAUGCGUCGACGAGAAUGAAUGCUUCAUGAAUCCGAACGUGUGUGGAAAUGGUACUUGCUCCAACUUGGUGGGUGGAUUCGAGUGCAGUUGUAAUGACGGAUUUGCACCGGGACCCAUGCAGGUAUGCGAAGAUAUAAACGAAUGCCUCGAACUAGGCAACCAAUGCGCCUUUAGAUGCCACAACGUACCCGGAUCUUUCAGAUGUAUUUGCCCCUACGGAUAUUCUUUGGCUCCGGACGGAAGACAUUGUCAAGACGUGGAUGAAUGUGCUACUCCAGCAAACAACUGUCGUUUCAUGUGCAAAAACCUGGUCGGGUCGUUCAUGUGCAUAUGCCCAGAAGGGUUCACACAAGUCGGAUAUGGCGAUGAAUGCAGGGAUAUUGACGAAUGUCAUGAAAAUCCGGACCUGUGCGACAACGGACGUUGUAUUAAUUUGCAAGGGUCCUUCAGGUGUGAUUGCUACGAAGGAUUUGAUCAUAGUGAGGAUGGAAAGAGGUGUAUUGAUCAUAGAGCAGGUUAUUGCUAUAGAAACCAACAGUGUACCACUCGGUUUGAACACGCCUUCAAAUCUACCAGAGCUGAUUGUUGUUGUUCCAUGGGUGAAGCUUGGGGGCCUACGUGCGAAACUUGUCCAGAGAAAUAUUCUGCUCAGUAUACUGAGUUGUGUUUGGAUAGUGGAUUUUUAAUCACUGGAGAAGAUAUAAAUGAGUGCGAAACAGUUCCGGACCUUUGCAAGAAUGGUAGAUGCAUUAACACCUUGGGAUCGUACAGAUGCGUUUGUAAUAAGGGCUACAGGUCUGAUGGUUCUGGACUUAAUUGCAUUGAUAUAAACGAAUGUGAAAAAUCGCCUUGCCAGUUUACAUGUCAAAACACCGAAGGCAGCUUCAGCUGUAGCUGUCCCGCCGGUUAUUUGCUGAACGCCGACGGGGUGACUUGCAGGGAUUUAGAUGAGUGCGCCACUGGUCAGAACUUAUGUCAGCAGAACUGUAUUAACACCGAGGGUAGCUACAAGUGUUCGUGCGAUAAGGGAUAUUCACAGGUUGGCGAUAAAUGCGAGGACAUAAACGAGUGCGAGAAAGCCGGCUAUUGUCCGAAACCCGGCAGAUGCGUCAAUACUCUGGGCAGUUUCAAGUGCAUCUGCCCCAGGAGGUUCAAACUUGAUUCAACUGGAACUUAUUGUACGGACACGGAUGAGUGUGCUGACGACACUAAAUGUCCUGAAGGUUGUCAAAAUCUGAUUGGUGGAUAUAAAUGUGGAUGUCCCGACGGAUACACCCUUAACCCUUACUACAAUCAGUGCGUGGACAAAAAUGAGUGCCUCAAUAACCCUUGUGGGGGUAGUGGAAAUUGCUUUAACAUGCCUGGGAGUUAUCGAUGUGGGUGUCCCGAUGGGUAUCAGUUUGAUGGUCGGUUAAAUAUUUGCAUUCAGGUGGCCCCUCAAUGUAUUGGAGCACCCUGUGCUUUUGGAUGUACCUCAAGCGGAGCCGGUUAUUCUUGCGGUUGUCCUCAAGGUUACACACGAAUAGGUCAAGGUCAUUGCUUAUCAACGGUCACCCCAUCUUUGGCGAGUUAUGAUAUUGGAGAUGUCCCCACUUAUCCCAUUGAUGAACGUUACGCCAGUGGACAGAAGGAUAAAUUAAUUACUACUGAAGGAUGCUUCUCUUGUCAGCUUAACGGUCGUCACAGGAGAGACUCAAACUCAUCAUCAAUCAGCGAUACGGUGUCCAGGUUAUUUAAGAUUAAAAGGAGCGCGAAAAGGCGCACGCGCAGGCAUCAUCAUGGGGAGGAGGUUGAUCUGACGAUAUCAAUGGCGCAGACUAGGCAUAGGACAAGGAUAGUGAAGAUACAACCAUCUGUCAAGAUCCCAAUGGUUUACACUAUAGCAAAAGGAAACGAGCAAAACAAAUUUGAGCUGGUGAACAAACACGGUGUGUGGGCUCUGCAUUUCAAGCGACGCCUGAAAAAACCCGCAAACUUCGACUUACUUAUCCACGGUAAACCGGAGAAGCAGGAGAACGAGUCGACUUACCAAUUCGAGAAGCCGCUAACGCUAAGGGUUAGAAUAGUGGUCACGGGGUAGAAUUAAUUUUUGAGAUUUCUUUAGGUAAUUUUUUUUAUUUAACAAUAAAUGAUCGAGUCAGUUUAAUCGUGAACGUGGGUAGCUGUAUUGCUUUUCUUUAAUUAUUCGUAUUACUGCCACAGGGUGUACCGGAUGCUAUGAGGCUGAAAUAGUUUCUUUUUUUUAAUACUUUUUAGUAGGCUUUUGAAUGUUGCCCUGCCUAAUUAACUGCCAUAGAAAUGAUCUGAUAACUAUAUAAAAAUGUGUUCAAUGAGAAAGAAUAUUUUUUUUAGUAUUAAAUUACGCUAUAUAUGUUUAUUAAUUAUGUAAAUUGUAGAUGCAUUUAAUUUUUUUUAUAUAUUUAUUAAACAGUGUACAAAGUGUUUGUAAGUUACCCAAAAAAAUUGUGAGUGUAGAAAUUUAUUAUAAUAAAUCGCCUUUAAAAUAAUAAACGUUAUAAAUAUAGA